AUGGUCGCGUCUUGCUCACCCCAUCGCCAGCACGGCGAUAUAGCAAGUUUAUUUCCGCGCGCUCACUCUCGAUCACCACUCAUCUCUUCCCCGCCACCUGAUUUACCCGUCUUGUCAGCUUUACCAACCUUCUCAGCACCUUUCACUCUCGCACUAGCAAAUACCGCUGUUGCAAGAACAAGGAGUGCAACUCGCCGCCAGAGCUCUAUACCUGCAACCCCCCGGGAGUCUACCUUGCUUCCGGACAGCCCUUCAAAACUUCGACCCCUCACAACUACUACACACAACAACAUGAACUCAAGCGGGAUGACAUUGCGAUCUAGCUCAUCAAGCCCAGCACGCUCCACCAAUACACGUGACAAGCUCGCCAUUCAGAGACAGAACCGCGCAGGGAUUGGUGUCGAGAACAAGGAAUUGCAUAAGCCAGCCAACGGAAGUCCGCUCAAACGCAGCGACGGGGCAAUGAAUCUCAACGAUAUCGGUCGGGCGUCGCCUGCUGCCAAGGGCAGAUCUGUCUCUGGGCCACUCAGAAUUACGAAUCCUGUCUUUGGGAACUCGUCCUUUAGCUCCACAAAGUCACCGUCACCAAAACGUUACGCUACUAGAAAAAGCAUGGGUAGCAGUAACCUCCUUGGCGAGAAACCGAACUUUGCAAAGACGAGGCCCCAGGCGAGGAACCAGCCUGAGUUUCUUCCUCCCGCAGAUGCUGCGAAAUUACGUAGGACAGGCUCGGUUGAGAAUUUCUCGAAAGAUUCGAAAGAUUCGCCGUUUGGGAACAAUGCUGAUCCAUUGCCCAGUGCCUCCAGCCAUCCUUUCAAUGGAAAUGCAGCGCAGCCGUCUCGCCCGCUACCCCAGUCGAGUGAUGAGGAGCCACCUACUAGCCAGGAAAGCAUGGGUCUUUGCACCCCGCAGAACUAUAAGCUUGCCAAACCAUUUCCCGCUGCGUUCCAUUCAACUGGCUUUGUUACAAAACGUGGACGUCUCGACACCGUAGGGAAGGAACAUGGCCCUCAGCCAGACACACCGUGCAAGAAGCCGACUGCUCCUUUCUUUUCUCAGUCUGCAGCCCAGUCCAAAGGAACCACGGGGAAAGGCCGGGGAUUAAUGUCCAUGUCCGAUUUUGCUUCGAGCUCUUCAACCCCCGCAGGAUAUAUCAAAGGAAGAAAAUCUCUGGCAAGAAAGAAUAGCACCAUGAGCAACGACGACGGAGAUGACCUUGGCGAAUACGAACUACCCCCAACUCCUACGAAGAAGACGCAUGGUAACAUAAGCGCAUUUUUCGCUGCGAAUAAACGCUUACGGACUGAUACGAGCUCUGACGGGUUACAUGGACGCUAUGUAACCACUUCUACCUCCCCGCAUACACCGAAAGAUAAUAUAGUUCCCCCUGACCCCAGUAGUUUAUCGAUUUCUGGGCGUGCCAACAACCGAUUUUCUGAGGUAAAGCACAUUGGAUCUGGAGAGUUUUCGGAGGUUUAUCAGGUCGUGGAGAGAGAAGGAGAUGGGCACAAACGUCAUCCGUUUAUAGAUUCACUCGAUCCACCGCUUACGCCUCAAUUGGCCACUCCUAGCCGCUCUUCUGCCUUUGGAUCAUCCCCCUUGAGGGCCACUGGCCCUGUGCCGAAAAUGUAUGCCGUCAAGAAGUCAAAGUCGGCGGUUCUCAGCAGCCAUGGAAGGGCGAGACGUAUGGAGGAAGUCGAUAUUCUCAGGGAUCUUGGGGAGCAUGAUCACGUGAUCAAGUUUGUGGAGUCUUGGGAGGAGAAUGGGCACCUUUAUAUUCAGACUGAAUACUGUGAAAAUGGGGGCCUGGAUAAGUUUCUGUCUCAGCAUGGACACAAGGGGAGGCUGGAUGAAUUCCGUGUGUGGAAGGUACUUGUGGAACUCUGUUUGGGUCUCCAACAUAUCCACAAUUCUGGAUUCAUGCACCUAGAUCUCAAGCCUGCGAAUGUUCUAAUCGCCUUCAAUGGAACUCUUAAAAUCAGUGAUUUUGGAAUGGCCGCGAGGUGGCCAGCCAUCCGGGGACUGGAACGCGAAGGAGACCGUGGAUACAUUGCACCCGAGGUCAUCAACUCAGCUAAAUACGAUAAACCUGUUGAUAUCUUUGCCCUUGGCCUUACAAUCAUUGAGGUCGCCGGAAAUGAGAACCUCCCGCCCAAUGGACCUGAUUGGCAGAGACUCAGAGACGGGGAUAUCACUGUAGCCCCAAAGCUGUCCACUAGCCGUUCUGGAGAAUUUGUACACCGCGACGAGAGAGGAAACCCAGUCUCCACCGAAAUACUCGAGAUUAUGGAUACCGACAGGGCUAACGAUUCUCCCCCGACCACACAAUAUCUCCGCUCUAAGAAGGUACCUGGCCAGCAGCCUAAAGUAUCUAGAAGGCCUCGUGGCAGGGUUCUCCUUCAUGACCCAAGAGACGGAGAUCUUGUUUAUCCACCCCAGUUCAUGGCGGAUAGUGGCCUUGAGAAGAUUGUCGGCUGGAUGAUAAACGCUGAUCCAAGUAAACGACCAAGGGUUUCUGAUCUCUUGGAAAUGAACGAAUUGCGUUGGGUUCAUGGAAGGAGGAGAACCCCUGCAACGAUAUUCGAAGGUCUAUGGGGCCCGGACGAUUCGGUGCUCGUCAUGGAGGAUGAAGUUAUGGGGGUUUCUAAUAGCACUGAAGUUGAGCUCUGUCGGGAUGAUUGGAGGAUGGAGGAGGAGGAGGAGGAGAUACUGUGA
Molecule: messenger RNA, 2715 nt
Organism: Morchella sextelata
Lineage: Eukaryota; Fungi; Ascomycota; Pezizomycetes; Pezizales; Morchellaceae
Exons: 4
Coding region: 1-2715 (904 amino acids)
Biological process (GO): protein phosphorylation
Molecular function (GO): ATP binding; protein kinase activity
Source: RefSeq, a predicted model, not a curated record